Molecule: messenger RNA, 2232 nt
Organism: Gossypium raimondii (Peruvian cotton)
Lineage: Eukaryota; Viridiplantae; Streptophyta; Magnoliopsida; Malvales; Malvaceae
Exons: 2
Coding region: 1-2232 (743 amino acids)
Source: RefSeq, a predicted model, not a curated record
AUGAACGGCGAGAUGAUUAAGAACGCCAUCAGGAGUGGGAAGAUCAAUGCUGGAGAGAGUAACAGAAGAUCAGCCUCGAGGAGGAAGGAAAACGAGGUGAACAACGCGAGCACGUACAACAAGGGUUACUCGAAGUCGGUAACAGUGAGUCAGCCAGGAAAGAUGGCUGCCAAUCAGCCAAGCUUGUCGAGACAGGAGGUCGGUACAAGGCGAAAUACGGAGAGGCCCCAAUUCACGCCAAUUCCUAUGUCGUACAGGGAAUUAUACCGAAACUUAUUCGACGCACAUGUAGUUUCCCCUUUCUAUCUGAAGCCCUUACAGCCCCCGUACCCCAAAUGGUACGACGCAAAUGCACAGUGCGACUAUCAUACGGGAAUCACGGGGUAUUCCAUAGAAAACUGUACCGCCUUCAAGAAGUUGGUUGAAAGGCUCAUUGGUAUGGGUGUCGUUAAAUUUGAUGAAGCCACCAAAGCAGAAAAUCCAUUACCAAACCAUACCGACAGCGGGGUAAAUAUGGUGGGCGAAGACAGAAGAAUCAAGGCAGAUAUUGCGGAUGUAAAGACUCCUUUGAGAGGGCUCUGGAUGGAGAUGGUGAAAAGGGGACUAAUUGUCUCAGAAGGAAGCCGUGAAAGGAAGAGGAAUUACUGUGAGUUCUACCAUGAUGAGGGGCAUGAAAUCCAAGAAUGUACGGAGUUCAGAGCCCUGAUACAAGGCAUGAUGGACAAUAGGGAGGUGAAAUUCUGUGAAGGAAUUCAAGAGGAAAGUGAUGUAUGCACGUCAGAGUUAGCGUUGGGGGUCCCGAAGGCUAACCGUCAUGUGGUCAUCAUUUCGCAACCUCAGAACAGUGAGGAAGACGUGAUUAAUAAAGAGGACCAUGAUGAAGGAGGGCAUGACAAACAGGUGAAGGCUCGAGUAGAGCCAAUAAGAGAAGAAAUUUUGAUUGGGAAGAAGAAGAAGACGGUUGAACCUGAAUUGUUGGUCAAUGAACCAAUCAAGGAGGAGGAAGCUAGAGAGUUUUUGAAGUUCAUCAAGCAUAGCGAGUACAGCAUUGUGGAUCAGCUGCACAAACAACCUGCUCGCAUAUCUGUACUAGCUUUACUCCUGAACUCGGAGGGACAUCGGAAUGCACUACUGAAGGUGCUAAAUGAAACUUAUGUGGCCGACAAUAUCUCUGUUAACAAGUUGGAUCGACUGGUCGGCAAUAUAAGCGCUGAUAAUUUCAUUUCCUUUAGCGAUGAAAUACCACCUGGAGGUAUGGGAUCUACUAGAGCUUUACACAUCACUGCAAGGUGUAAAGGAUGCAUAUUACCAGGAGUUCUGGUAGACAAUGGAUCUGCAUUAAAUGUAUUGCCCCUAUCCACGCUCAACAGGCUACCUGUGGAUAGCUCUCAUAUGAAAUCGUGUCAGAAUGUGGUGAGAGCAUUUGAUGGCACCGAGAGGAAAGUCAUGGGAAGAAUUGACAUACCCUUGUUAAUUGGCCCAACUGUCUAUGAGGUAGACUUCUUGGUUAUGGACAUCAAGCCUUCUUACAGUUGCCUAUUAGGAAGGCCGUGGAUUCAUUCAGCAGGUGCAGUACCGUCAUCAUUACAUCAAAAACUAAAGCUGGUGUCAGAGGGCUGGGUAGUGACGAUAGAUGCUGAGGAGGAUAUCAUUGCAUCUGUGACUAACGAUGCGCCUUAUUUGAAGAUGAGGGAUGAUGCAAUCGAGUGCUCUUUCCGUUCUUUGAAAUUUGUAAAUGCAACAUUCAUCCUGGAGGGAAGCAAGAUCCCGAUGCCGAGAAUAUCAAAGACCACAAGGAUGGGUCUACAACUGACAGUAGGAAGGGGAGCUUUGCCGAAAAAAGGAUUGGGAAAGUAUCUUCAGGGCCAAGUUGAGGCUCCAGUAGUGAAAGACAAGCAGGACCGUUUUGGCUUAGGAUACAAGCCAGAUGCUAGGCAGAGGAAAAUAGAGCAAGAAAAGAAGCGUGAGAGAAGAAGGGCUCGUUUGACAGGGGAUGAAGUCGAAUUGGAACCCAUGACCUUUCCUCACCUAUCCAAGACUUUUGUAUCGGGAGGUUUCCUCUAUCAAGGGGUCAGAAGUAUUAACACGGAGCUAGGGAGUAUUCAUGCCGUGUAUAAAGAAGCGACACGAGGAAGAGCCUUGCCAGAUAUUCGUCCUUACGAGUCGGAAAGGGAGCUAAACAACUGGACUGCAGAAGAAAUACCUGUAGUUUUUAGGGUUUCCUCAGAGUAA